UGCGCAUGCUCUUUCUGUCAAAAGCAAUGCGAUAUCGCGGACAGUUGUGAUGUUGUGUUAGAAAAACAAAAAAUAGCAAAGGAAUUCAAGACGAAACUGUUGCCGUGUAGAAUAAAUAAUAAGCGUAUACUGACAGCUCACGAUAGGGGGCUUUAAAAAAAAUCAGACUUAACGGAUUUUUUGUGAGGAUGUACCUGUGAACGCAACUCUCGUGAGACUUUGUGAGAUUGAACAUGGCGGCAUACACUAGCUAGAACCUAAACAAAACUUCUGAUCUACUUACAAGACUAGUCUCUCUUCAAAAUCCUGGAAUCCCCACCAUUUACUGACCCGAGUGAAUAGAAAGACUUCAUUGGCGGCUUUUUAAACCGAAUUUUCACCAUGAGGAAAAACAAGAACAAACGUCAACCUACCAAACGUAAAACUGCCAGUCAAACACAAAAGUCCAAAAGACCUCGUAGUGAUUCACCAAAAAUGACACAAAAGGACAGUUCUGAAUUGACACCAUUCGAGAUUUUCUUCCAAAAGAUUGAAAAGUUCUCCAAGCUGCACAUGAAGGACCGUGACAGGGUACAAGAGAUCCUGCAGUCCAUGCAGAAGGCUGGCUCCAAAACCCUGCAGGUCAUCUCAGAUUUUGACAUGACCCUUACAAGAUUUGAAUACAAUGGGAAAAGAUGCCCCACUUGUCACAAUAUUCUUGAGAGGAGUGAUGUCAUCUCCAGUGAUUGCAAAAAAAAGCUGCAAGGGCUGCUCGACAAAUACUACCCCAUAGAGAUCGACACUACGCUGUCAGUAGAGGAGAAGCUGCCUCUCAUGGUGGAGUGGUGGACAAAGGCUCACGAGCUGCUGGUGAAUCAGAAAAUUAAGAAAGAUGGGUUAGCCAAGGCGGUGAGGGACUCUGAAGCCAAGCUGAGGGACGGCUACAAGGAUUUCUUUGACCACCUAGCAUCUCAGCGUUGCCUCUCUAACAUGUCUCUGUUUUAUAACUUGGCAUCUGGGUCUCCAAGCCGUACAUGA
This is a messenger RNA of Neolamprologus brichardi, 1017 nucleotides long. Lineage: Eukaryota; Metazoa; Chordata; Actinopteri; Cichliformes; Cichlidae. The record is from RefSeq and is a predicted model, not a curated record.